AUAAAAGGCUAUCUCAAAGAGACAAAAUAUUAGAAAUGAUGAAAUAUGACAGAAACACACUCUACAAUAACCCUUUUAGCUUUGAUUGCCCGCCUCCUCAGUAUGAUUUUGAUCAAUUGGACGGAUGGACUGCUAUUACCAGAGCUAUAAUCUCUCCAAAGAAAUCAUUCCAGCGCUAUGUAAAGCAUGCUAGAAGAUGGAAUCAACUGGAUAGAGACUAUAAUGACCUUCAAAAGAUUCGAAACCUCUCUGCAAUCCCUGUUGAGGAUAAAUGAGAUCCCCACAAAGCAAGGAAGAAAAGCUUGAAAUAAAGGAAGUCGCAGUUAUAAACCUUGCUUAUUAUCCCAACAAUCAAGGCUUCUUCACCGAAAUGGCCGAAAAUGCAAGAGUAAGAAGAAACUUCUGGUUUCCUCCUGUGAUCAGAUAUCUAAAAUACUAAAAAUUCCCAAAGAGGUAGCCAAGCCUCCUUGCAGAAAUAGAGCUUUCAGUGCUGAUAAACUAUGCCCGAAUAAAUAAGCCACAGACUUCUGUCAACCAGAAUAGGAGAAAUAUAUCAAGAAACUCAAGGCUGAAGUCUUCACAUACAGAUAAGGCCGACUGGAACAAGAGAGGGAGUCAGCAGCCCAGAAAGCAAUUAACUAGCCCUAAAAAUAUACAACUCUUAUUACCUCAAUCUCCUCCUACUCCAAUUACCUCCCAGAAUCCUCAAUCAACAGAGCACAGCUCAAAUAUAACUUCAGAAAAUCUAAAGACAUUUAAGAAGAAUUCUCCUUUUUCCAAAUAUUUAUCGAAACUUUUUAAGGAUAAAUUUUAUAAAUAUAACAGGAAUAAUAAUAUCUCAUUUUAAUAAGAAGCAGACUUGAGUGAAAACUCCCUAUCCUGAACUCCCUGAGCGUUCUAGACCACUAACAAACAAGAAUCUUCAUCUCACCUUUAAAGGUUUAACUCUUCCAAAGACUUCCGUGCUAGGCACUCAACACAAAAAAUCCCCUAACCGACCUCCUAUCUCACCUCACCCACCCCCAAAACCCCAAAACCUCGACCUAAAAAUCUCCUCUUACAACAAAUCCAACACUACCAAAUCCAACCCUCCACACCCACAAAAAUGCACCAAAGGCAUCCCUCAACCCCAUCCCACCCAAGCUCCUUCCCCGUCCCCCACCCAGUUCAGACACUCCCACACAGACCCCACUUGGCACCCUCAAGUGCCCAAAAAAACCUUCAUGAAAAUCUACUCAAGACCUAUUUAA
Moneuplotes crassus is the source of this 1250-nucleotide messenger RNA. The record is from the annotation of a GenBank genome assembly. NCBI's taxonomy places the organism in Eukaryota, Ciliophora, Spirotrichea, Euplotida, Euplotidae.